AUGAACAAAGAUGUCUUCAAACUAUUUUGUGGUGUUCUAAAAGAAAUUUUUUUAUUGAAGAACUCACGAUAUCUGUUUGUUGAAGAACAAGUGGCUAUGUUCUUAUUUGUGAUUGGCCAUAAUGAACGGCAUCGUGUGGUUGCUGAACAAUUUCAGCACUCCAUCUCAAUCACAUCUCAUUAUUUUAGGAAGGUUUUGAAGGCAAUAUGUCGUCUAUCCAAAGAACUAAUUACUCCACCUUCAUUUGAUGUAACUCCUCCACAAAUUCGAUUCGAUACAAGAUUCUAUCCAUUUUUUAAGAAUUGUGUUGGAGCUAUAGAUGGGACUCAUAUUUCUGCGCAUGUUCUAAUUGAUGAACAAAUACCAUAUCGAGGUCGAAAAGUGGAUACAACUCAGAACGUUAUGCGUGUAUGUUCAUUUGACAUGAAGUUCACAUACGUUGUCCCUGGAUGGGAAGGAUCAGCUAAUGAUGCACAGAUUCUUCUAGAAUGUGCCACAAACCCAGAUUAUGGAUUUCCAAUGCUGCCCCAAGGAAAAUAUUAUCUUGUUGAUUCUGGCUAUACAAACAUGCCUGGUUUUCUUUCGCCAUACCGAGGGGAAAGGUAUCAUUUGGGCCAAUACACAGAUCUUAAUCCCAUAGGAAAAAAAGAGCUUUUCAAUUAUCGACACUCUUCCUUGAGAAAUGUCAUUGAGCGGUGUUUCGGCGUGUUGAAGGCCCGUUUUCCAAUCCUAAAGCAAAUGCCUUCAUAUGAUCUAAGAAUACAAAAGUACAUUGUCAUUGCUUGCUGUGGGAUUCAUAAUUUUAUAAGGACAAAUGCAAAAGCAGAUGUAUAUUUUGAUAGAGGUGAAGGAAAUUCUGAAGUACAUGCCACUACUUUACAAAGCACGGAUGGAACUUUGACUGAUAGUGUAGAGUUCAGUAUUUCUAGAACUCAUAUAUGUGAAAUGGCUCAUGUUCGUGAUGAAAUUGCUGACCAUAUAUGGAGAGCUAGUCGAAGAUAA
Molecule: messenger RNA, 1002 nt
Organism: Humulus lupulus (European hop)
Lineage: Eukaryota; Viridiplantae; Streptophyta; Magnoliopsida; Rosales; Cannabaceae
Product: protein ALP1-like
Exons: 3
Coding region: 1-1002 (333 amino acids)
Source: RefSeq, a predicted model, not a curated record